ACCGCCUUCGGUUAAUUAACUCCUCGCGCUCCUGUCUGCCGGAGUGCUCGCCGUGUGCUUCAGUCUGUGCCGUGUUCGUAGUGCCAUCGGUAGUCGUCCAGUAGAGCGACAGGGAGCGACAGCCAGGCUCCACAGUGUUCCGAGUCCGAGUUUGGACUUCCUAGCGCAACACCGGCAAAUCCCGCGGCCAAAAUGGAUGACGAGGAGCAGAGAAUGCUGAUCAUGCGCAAGGCGUUCCAGAUGUUCGACACGCAAAAGACGGGCUUCGUCGAGACGAUCAAAAUCUCGACCAUCCUGAACACGCUCGGCCAGCUGUUUGACGAGGGAGAGCUGCAGGACCUGAUCGACGGCGAGGACCCGGAGAACACGGGCAAGGUCAACUUCGAUGGGUUCGCCAACAUCGCGUCCAACUUCCUGCAGGAAGAGGAGGACGCCGAGGCGAUGCAGCAGGAGCUGAAGGAAGCGUUCCGAUUGUACGAUCGCGAAGGCAACGGCUACAUCACGACCAGCACGCUGAAGGAAAUUCUCGCUGCCCUCGACGAUAAGCUGUCGAACGAGGACCUGGACGGCAUCAUUACGGAGAUCGAUACCGACGGUUCCGGAACGGUGGACUUUGACGAGUUCAUGGAAAUGAUGACGGGUGAAUAAACGCAAUUCCGGCCGGGUGCCUAAUCUAUCGCCUUCCGGGAAACCAGAUGCCACGUGUUCGUCAGUCAUGCUGCUGCUGCUGCUGCUCCUGGAGUUUCUUAGUUUCGCCCCAAUCCAUAAAUGGUUCACCGAGAGCCGAGCGUCCCUUGAAGGCUCCCUGCUCCGUGAAGAGCCUCACGACGCCCAGCAACCGACACCCGAUUGAUGCACAUUUUGUUUUUCACAACAACUUCACCACACAACCAAACGCAACGGAAGCGGGCAUUACGAUUGCGGUGCUGUGCUUCGGCGCCAACAAUGCUUUUGUGCCACACCAACACACAUACACUGUCGUGAACAUUUUAUUGCCACCCUGAGCCGUGUUCCGGGGCUCCGUUUUUUUUCGGCCGCCCAAUUCGGUGGUUCCGAGAACAGCAAUUUGAAUUUUCAUUUCGCUGCCGCCUGUGGAAAAAUGGAAAUUAUCGCCUCGCCGAUAAGCGGCGAGUGCCGUGUGCUGGGUGGGAGGGGGCGGAGGCCAUUGUCCAAUGGGGGCCGCUUAAUCCUCGUUUUCUAGCGAGCGUUUGUGGCGUUUUGUCGGUCGCUGCCUCUUUUUUCUGAUCAUACUUUUCUCGUUGUUCUUUUGGCCGCUCUGCCAUUCGCUGGUCCAACUUCUCCAUUAUCCUUUUUAUUCCGUUCGCUUCAGCCGGCGGCCCCUCAAUCCCUUCGGUGGCGCCGCACCGUUUCUUUUCCGUAAGGUUUGUCUUUGGCGUAGCUCCGGUUUUCCUUUCUUCUCGUAGAAGUAAUAAGAUUUGUACGAUUUAAUUUUAAUAUGAAUAAAGUGACGAUAUUUUCCA
Messenger RNA from Anopheles bellator, 1481 nucleotides. It is a transcript of the gene TpnC25D, whose product is annotated as troponin C. NCBI's taxonomy places the organism in Eukaryota, Metazoa, Arthropoda, Insecta, Diptera, Culicidae. Gene Ontology annotation, molecular function: enzyme regulator activity; calcium ion binding. The transcript has 4 exons. The coding region runs from base 193 to 648 and encodes 151 amino acids. The record is from RefSeq and is a predicted model, not a curated record.